AUGGCCACGACGGCAGCCGCGGUGACCUACGAGGAGUUUUCUGUGUCGGCGAACAAAAGUGACGGCGCCAACGAUUCGAAGGCCGCCACGGCCACCGGCGCGUCGGCCGGGCCUAGCCGGUACGCGGACAACGACAAAAGCAUGUCGACCAAGACGGACUAUUACGGGAUUCAGUUUUACGCUCCUCCCGUCAUUCACGGUCCUGCGGCCGCCGUCGACAUGUUCGGUCGCCACCUGCACCAGCAGCAUCCCCCGGCGGCGGUUACCGCGUAUCACCGCGCGCAGUCACAGCAUCAGCACCAUCAGAUGCCGUGGGAGUCGACGGCCGCGGUACUCCAACAGGACCACGAGAGCUCGAUACUGCAGAUGAACCCGUUGUUGGGCACCGCGACCGCGGCCGAUGACCCGUCCACAGCCCGGUAUCCAGGACCGCGGCCACUGCAGCAGAGGCCAAAGUCGAUGGCCAGAAUGGUCAAUUACGCGGAACCUCUGGCUUUCCUCGCGGCCGAGGCCGACGACAGAGCACUGCUGGACAGUUUGCCUGCCCUGCAGUUUGCCCUCCAACGCGCCACCGGCAAACAGCAAUCGGGCGCCGCUCCGGGAAUCUACCAGCAGCGAAGACACCUGCAAAGGCUACCUCCACCGCCACCGCCACCCCCUCCACCGCAACUUCACCGCCUGCACCACCAUCACCGUUACGCCCCCGCACGGUACACGCAAGUACCGUUCCUAUACAAUUUGCCGCCCCCUCCACCCGCUCAACGGCAGCUGGCGCCCGCCGAGUACGACCUCGUCACCCAGUUCAACAGGCUUCUCAAGCAACGUGAACGUGAAGAAGACCGUCUUAACGACGAGGAUGAGGAAGAGACAGCCACUCGGCCGGCGGCCAAGCCCAAAAAGACCAAGAAAAAAAAGAAAAAGAAAAAGAAGAGAGCGCGGACCACUCCGGUACCGCCGCCGCCAGCGUCCGUUGAGGAGGACGUAAACGAACAGGACGACAAGCAGCAGCAACAGGACGACGACCGGCUCGAAAACGAACAGCCUACGUCCGAGGAACAAGAAUCACAGAACGUGCACACCAGCGAGAAGGUAACACGUUUUUUUUUUUUUUUUAAUUUAUUUGCUUAAGUAGCCGUUCACUUAACCUGACACGGCCCCCAAGCGCCACAUCGUAUCUUUAACAAGGCCACUGCACCCAAACACGGGACAUUAAAUAGUUCAAUUCCGACAAAACCAAUGUUAGAAUACAGCUAUCGGGUAGCUCAGUAGUAGAACAGUCGUCCGUCAAUCGAGGGACUCGAUUUCGAUUCUCGAUUUGGCCGCCUGAUUUUUAGCACUAUUUUUCGGACGAGAACGGGCGUUUGUAACCAUAUUAACCUGUUGCUUGGUAUUAACUGCUAACCGUUUUUCUUUUCAGUUACCCGACGGAACGGUAUUAAACGAAAAUGAAGCCGAAUCUCAAAACGUGCUCGACGAACCGGUAAGAACUUUUUUUUUACAUACUUAUCGUAUUACUGUUAACUUAUGCGAUUGCUACUCAGUCAGCUGUCCAAACACGUCCCUACUGUAGGUCGAAUCAGUAGCGAAGUAACCUGCAAUUUCCUAUCAAACUCGAGAUAUUACGAUUAAAUCCAAUAUAUAUUCUUAUAAAUCAUCGUACGAAAUGUUAAACUGGCGUACGGAAGAAAGUAAAAAAAUGUGUAUAUUGGUGUAAGGUCACAUCUAUAGUUAUAGUUUAAUAGAGUGACGUGUUUUCUCGAAACAUGUAGUUUCUCUCAAAUUUUAUUUGACAUUUUACGAUGACGUUGCAGGCCCUGAUCAGUGAACAGUUUGGCGGUGAUUUGACGUUCGAGGACGGUGAGGGUGAGAGAGUGGAGUUCCAGUUGCACGGACUGGGUGGCCCGGAAUCGUACAAAUUCGGAUUUGACACCGGCAAAGGGUAAGUCGUAAGAUUUAUCGUCGCAAAUCAUUUUUAAACAAUAUUAUGUUAAAUACACGGUGCUACUACUCAGCAUCACAAAUCAGACGUAAAUGCUAGUUUUUAGUCACCACGUGAAUUUUCGAACAUCAAUCAACAUGCGUUAUUGAUGUCAUUAAUAAGCGCAAAUAAGGGGCUAAGCGUAAUUCAAGCCCCCGAAAAUUCAACAUUUAUUAAAUAUAGUAUUCACUAGACGUUUUUUUUUCUUUCACCAAACUUUUGUUUAAAUCCGAAUUUCUCGACGACUCAAAGAAAUUGUUUUAUUUCUGUAUUUUUAUUAAGAAGGUGUUUAAGUUUUGAUUGUACAAUGACUCUACAAUACUAUAUGAUAAUUCAACAUUAUAAAAUAUAUGCAAUCAAAUAAAUUUCACAUGAAUAAAAUACCUACAGGUCGAACAGGCAAUUCCGGUACGAGGAAAGGGACUCUGGUGGAAACGUCCGCGGCCAUUACGGGUACUUGGACGGCGAAGGAAAAAUGCAAGUGUACAACUACAGCUCACAUCCGGAACUCGGGUUCCAAGCGCAAAAAUCUGAAACUCUCGAAGUGUGAACGGCCACGAAAUUCCGUACAUCAUACGUGUACAUAUUAUUGUUAUACACGAUAUACAAGUAUAUUGUAUAUUAUAUGUAUAUAAAUAAAAAUGCCGAAAUAAGUGAUUCCGGUACACAUAGAUUUACUGUAUAAUGUUAUUAACCUGUAAAUAUUAAAAUACAUAUUUAUAUACGAAAAAUAAAGACGACAAACGAUGAUAAUAAAAAAAAAAAAUGUCUCUACACAUUUACGAGUAUGAUGGCAUCUAAUUAUUUGCUACUUAUAUGAAAAACCAACACGUUACAAUAAUUAUAUUCACGG
This is a messenger RNA of Cinara cedri, 2831 nucleotides long. Lineage: Eukaryota; Metazoa; Arthropoda; Insecta; Hemiptera; Aphididae. The record is from the annotation of a GenBank genome assembly.